Molecule: messenger RNA, 2297 nt
Organism: Drosophila yakuba
Lineage: Eukaryota; Metazoa; Arthropoda; Insecta; Diptera; Drosophilidae
Gene: Pax
Product: leupaxin
Exons: 8
Coding region: 250-1995 (581 amino acids)
Biological process (GO): actin cytoskeleton organization; muscle structure development
Cellular component (GO): filamentous actin; adherens junction; Z disc
Molecular function (GO): actin binding; muscle alpha-actinin binding
Source: RefSeq, a predicted model, not a curated record
AAUAUCCACUGUGACAGGCUAACCCAACGCAAACAAAAACGACAAAUCCGUCGUCGAGCCCCGAAAGGCCAAAAAUAAAAAUGCGCUUAUAAAUAAUUCAAAUAAAACAUUUUGCCGGUGGCGCAGUGCAACAUCGUCAGCCAAACCUGCAGACUUAGGGAAUAUAAAAUGUCACUUAACAUAUUCUCGAUUAACCAUUAACGUUUCAAUUAAAUCAGUGAGAAAAACAAGUGAAUCUCGCUCGGCACAAUGGAUAGAACAAUGUACGGGAAGAUCGAUCCGGGUGCUCGGCAACCCUAUCGCACAGCCCGAAGCAAGGGUAUCCUGCCAGGAUAUGCUCUAUUAGCCGACCUGCAAAACAGUGUGCCAGGCCAGCCGCAGCAGCCCCAGCCGCAAUAUGGAACUGUCCAGCCCAAACACCAACCUCUGCAGCAACAGCAGUUUGUGGAUAACACUCCAGGUUAUGGAAGUCUCAGGGGCAAAGCCCAGCCUCAGGUGUAUCAAGAGCACUAUAGCGUAGAAACACGCUCCCCAACGGCAGGACAUGAUUUUAAUGGCUCCUCCACGACUCCGGGAUACGUUAACCAGGGAUCUCUGCCACGUCAGGCGGCGGGAGCAACCACAGGACUCUCAGAACUGGACUCCUUGCUGCAGGAUCUGCAGAAAAUCGAUGUACCGGUCAACUACAGUACUCCAGUUUCUAAAUACAAUACGAUGAAUAGUUAUGCCACCGUGGAGGAGCGUCCUACGAUGGACAGCCUGCUGAAUGAACUGGACAAUGCUCACAUCUAUGCUGUUCCUAACGGAUCUGCACAUAAAUCUCCGACGCCGGGACGCCAUGUCACCAUCACCGUUCGGGAAACGAAGACAGAGAAGCUGACGGGUCCUGAUGGACCAGUUGGUACUGUCGAGGAGCAAGUUGUGCAGCAGAAGGACUCUUAUACGCCCAACCAUGCUGUUCCAGGACAACAAGUGCAUCAGGCUUAUACGUCGCAGGCCACCAAGGAACUGGAUGAUCUGAUGGCUUCACUGUCCGACUUCAAGGUUAGCAACGGAACGAACGGCAUCGGCAACGGAAGUCAUCCGCAACAGCACUCGUCGACAGUGCAGCACCAGACGGUAACCGACUACGCCAGACCAAACAAGGGUAGCCAGCAGGCGCAUCUCACCCAGACGAUCGAGGAGACGACCAUCGUCGAGGACAGUCGCGAGGAUCAGUUGGAUUCUAUGCUAGGCAAUCUACAGGCCAAUAUGAGUCGCCAAGGAGUCAAUACCGUGCAGAAGGGCUGCUGCAAUGCCUGCGAGAAGCCCAUUGUGGGCCAGGUGAUCACAGCCCUGGGCAAGACAUGGCAUCCGGAGCACUUUACGUGCAACCACUGCAGCCAGGAGUUGGGCACCCGCAAUUUCUUCGAGCGCGACGGCUUCCCGUACUGCGAGCCGGACUACCACAACCUGUUCAGCCCGCGCUGCGCCUACUGCAACGGCGCCAUUCUGGACAAGUGCGUCACCGCGCUGGACAAGACCUGGCACACGGAGCACUUCUUCUGCGCCCAGUGCGGCCAGCAGUUCGGCGAGGAGGGAUUCCAUGAGCGCGAUGGCAAGCCGUACUGCCGCAACGACUACUUCGAGAUGUUCGCCCCGAAGUGCAACGGAUGCAACCGCGCCAUCAUGGAGAACUACAUCUCGGCGCUGAACUCGCAGUGGCAUCCGGAUUGCUUCGUCUGCAGGGACUGCCGACAGCCCUUCCAGGGAGGAUCCUUCUUUGAUCACGAGGGACUGCCGUACUGUGAGACGCACUACCAUGCCAAGCGAGGAUCCCUGUGUGCAGGGUGCUCAAAACCCAUCACCGGACGCUGCAUCACGGCCAUGUUCAAGAAAUUCCACCCGGAACACUUCGUCUGCGCCUUCUGCCUGAAGCAAUUGAAUAAGGGCACUUUCAAGGAGCAGAAGGACAAGCCAUACUGCCACACCUGCUUCGACAAGAUCUUCGGAUGAACUCGCAGCUGCCAAACUCUAGUUACGCAUAUAAUACUGUUUUUUAUACGAUUUACGAACCCAACCCCAAUCCCACACCCCUACACCCGUACACCUACUUACUGUGCAUCUGUGCUUUGUAUAACCGAGUCAAUUUAGUAAUUUAAUUAACGCCAUCCGAGCAGGAUACGAUAAUAGAAUGCGAUCGUAAUCAAUUAGCAGAUACUAAUCCUAAUCAUUAAUGUUGGUCACUUUGAUAUUGCUACUCGUUCGACAAGAAAAGACCAUAGAACCGAAUGAUAAAUAAAUAAGAGAAACCAUAA